Molecule: messenger RNA, 1026 nt
Organism: Metschnikowia bicuspidata var. bicuspidata NRRL YB-4993
Lineage: Eukaryota; Fungi; Ascomycota; Pichiomycetes; Serinales; Metschnikowiaceae
Product: Thioesterase/thiol ester dehydrase-isomerase
Exons: 1
Coding region: 1-1026 (341 amino acids)
Biological process (GO): fatty acid catabolic process; acyl-CoA metabolic process
Cellular component (GO): peroxisomal matrix
Molecular function (GO): fatty acyl-CoA hydrolase activity
Source: RefSeq, a predicted model, not a curated record
AUGUCUCAAUUCCAGGAUAUUUUCAGCGUCAGAAAGACUGGAAAGAAUACCUACAUUGCCAACCAUCCUCUCACGAAGGCUCAUCCUAGUGCUAAAGGAGUAUACGGCGGAAAUAUAGUUGGCCAGGCGGUGCUUGUAGCAAUAAAAAGUGCUCCAAAAGGAUUUACCCCACAUUCAGUACAUUCGUAUUUUGCAAAGAUCGUCAGUGAAAAGGCAUCCAUUGAAUGGGAAGUGGAUGAAAUAUCGAACGGCAACAACUUUUGUGGGAGAUGUAUCCGCGCAGUUCAAAAAGGAGAGACAAAGUUUACCGCUACAAUCUCGCUUGCAAGAAAAAAUUCAUUGCAAGUUGCGGAACUAGCAUACCAGCAAUAUGAAGAGAAAGAACGCCUCAAAAUCGAGAACAGAAAAAUAGCGAGGGCGAAUGGUAAGCUUCAAGAAAGUGAGGAAGUCGAAGAAGAAGAUGACGAACCUGUGAUUGACAAGCCUUUUCAGUUUCAGGUGCCAUACCCGGAAUGGUUGAAAGAGGUCAACAUCGAUGAUUUAUUGGUUGACCGUAGAACUUCUCUGCGGAUGAUAUACCACAAAAUCCCAACAAAGUUAGUUACUCUAAAGGGAUCCGAAGAGGAAGAUAACAUACCCGCUACAGAUAGAAGGGUAGCUUGGUUUGUGCGAUUAGGUCUUGGCGAUGUUGAAAUAACGGACUCCGCGUAUCAAUUUUCUGCACUUGCAGUUUUAUCAGACUCCAUGUUCCUGACAAGGAUUGCACGUGUAUUGAGGAUUCCUGACAUCGACCUCAGCGAUUAUGCUCAUUAUUUUUCGGUCUCGUUGGAUCAUACAAUAUUUUUUCACGACACGGACUUCGAUGCAACCGAGUGGAUGGGAUUCGCUUUCAAAGCCAUUCGAUACUCAAAUGGUAGAUUUUUGUUGGAAGCUCAGAUGUAUAAUUCCGCUAAGCAGCAUGUGGCAACUGUAUUCCAAGAAGGUCUUGCACAUUUUAACGGUAUUGAAAGGGAAGCAAAGAUUUAG